Messenger RNA from Lotus japonicus, 3428 nucleotides. RefSeq names its product protein MAIN-LIKE 1-like. The transcript has 3 exons. Lineage: Eukaryota; Viridiplantae; Streptophyta; Magnoliopsida; Fabales; Fabaceae. The record is from RefSeq and is a predicted model, not a curated record. Gene Ontology annotation, biological process: meristem maintenance; meristem development. The coding region runs from base 501 to 2600 and encodes 699 amino acids.
UGUAAUUUCAAAUUUAGGGUUUCAAAUUUAGGUAUUUCAGAUUAGGUUAGGUUUCGAAUCCCUUUUUAUGAGUUGAUUUGGUGAAAUUUCAUUCCUAUUGUGAUUUCUGGGGUAUAUGGGGUUCUGAGGUGCGAAUUUGGGGAUAUUCGUACUCCGAAUCUUGAAGAUUCGGACUGGUUCAGGACUUCAAGAUUCGGACUGGUCCAGGACUUCAAGAUUCGGACUUGAGAGAUUCAGUACUGUCUCUCCUAUUGCUUCUGUUAUUGUUUUUCAUGAUAAGAUGAAUGGGGUGAAGAUAAUUUCCAUGCUUUUGGCUAUCUUAGGGUAGUGGUUAAGGACAUAACCAACUUGAGAUUUCACAUUUGAAUUUCAUAACAUUAUUUGAAUUGUAUUGAAAUUUCAUAACAUUAGUUUACUGUGUAUACUUGUGGAUUGCUUCAACUAGUUAGUUACUCAUUACAUAGCUAUUAAUCUGUUUUCCUUAUUUUUUCUGAUAGAUUAUGGCGAGGACAAAGCAAACUAAGAGGGUAUCGUCUGAAGAGUUGGCCGAUCGUCGUGCCUAUCUCCACGCUUCUCAUAGGCGAGGUGAUCAUGAUACAGAUGUGUCGACUUCUCGGAAGCGGGCUAGGAAGGGGGCUCCGAAGGCGACCACUGAGGUUCCUGCCCCUGCUACUGAGGUUCCUGCUACUCAGGUUCCUGAUACUGAGGUUCCUGCCCCUGCUACUGAGGUUCCUGCUACUCAGGUUCCUGCUACUGAGGUUCCUGCUCUCUCGACGCCUGAGGUUACUGCUACUGAGGUUUCUCCUCAGUCGACGCCUGAGGUUACCGCCCAUGAUACUGUUGAGCCUUCCACCUCUUCACUUGAUAUUGAUGCAGUUGAGGAGUCGGAGUCGGAGUCGGAGUCGGAGUCGGAGUCGGGGUCGGAGUCGGGGUCUGAGUCUGAGAUUGAGGGUGAGGAUGUAGAGGUAGAGGAUCCGAAUAUGCCGCCGCUCCAGAGAGAUCCACCGUUUCCUGGUGGGCCGGUUGAGUUGUCACUUCUGCAGCAUUACCCGGAUCACAUAGCGCCGUGGACGUGGCAUACCCUACUAGGCACCACUGACCCUCGUUAUUCUGAGCGAGGUGAUUUGAGGCUUGCCACUGCUGGUACGAAGCUCGGGCUGAUGACGUGUGAGGGGGACAAUUACAGGGAGGUCCGCUUGAUUGUGGAGAGGAGCGGACUGUAUCCACUGGUCAGGUGCAGCUAUGUAGAGACGGAUCCAGGGCUUAUAUCGGCCCUUGUGGAGAGGUGGCACGAGGAGACUAGUAGUUUCCACAUGCCAUUUGGGGAGAUGACUGUCACCCUUGACGACGUCUCCGCUCUUCUUCACAUCCCGGUUGGUGGGAGAUUCUACACUCCAGGAGUGGCCUCGAGAUAUGAUGUGGCAGAGACCUGCGCUUUGCUGUUAGGGGGGGAUGCAGAUUUGUACAUGGCUGAGUUUGAUAAGCUUAGGGGUCCGACUAUGAGGUUCAGCUUCUUGCGAGACCUUUACCCGAAAGCUGUUGCAGAGGGGCGGUACGAGCAUGCAGCCAGGAUGUACCUGAUGCAUCUUGUUGGCGCGACAUUGUUCGCCGACAAGAGUGGGGGGCACUCAUUCUCCGCCCGUUGGAUAGGCAUGCUACAGGAUCUUGAGCGGGUGUCGGAGUUCGCGUGGGGCGCCAUGGCCCUUGCCACGUUGUACGACCAGCUUGGACAGUCUUCUCGCAGCGGGGUCAAACAGUUGGCCGGUUACACUUCCCUGUUGAUGGCCUGGGUCUUUGAGCACUUUCCAGACAGGCUCGUUCGCCGGUAUGCGAACCCGGCUUACACAGAGGACCAGCCCAGAGCUCGUAGGUGGACAGAGUCACGGUCGGGGCAUGCUAGGCUUGACGAGAGGCGAGUACUACUUGAUGAGUUGACGGCCGACGACGUCACUUGGACUCCAUAUGAGGCCCACAGGGAAUGGCGACAGCGGGAUGAGAGGGCUUUGUUCUCAGGCUACAUUCGGUGUCCCUAUCCCCCUGCUGUGCGACCUCAUCUUCCGGAGCGGGUCAUGCGACAGUUUGGGUAUAUACAGACGAUCCCGCGCCACCCUAGUGAGAUGGAUAGAUCUCCCGCAGCUGAGGCUGUUGAUGCGGCAUUCGCAGGUUAUGUGCAGUACUUGUUCCCUGAGGGCGACCCUGCUAUAGAGGAGGGACAGGCUGUGGGCGGUUACAUGGAUUGGUACGCUAGAGUGUCUCAUUGUUUCAUCAUACCGGAUGAGAGGAGGAUUGAUCUCAGUGCCGUGGCUGCUUUGCGUAGGGCUUUAGAAGUCCUUGAGUUGUCACUUGAGGUGGAUGAUGCUUUGCUGCCAGGCACACAGGCCCGCGCUUUAACGGAGAGAGCACUUCGCAUCCUCCAGGACUUGGCUGGGACACAGGGCAUUGCUUACGCUGCUGGGAGAGGAGGUCUGGGAGCAGGUGGCCGAGUAGGUGGCCGAGCCAGCGGCCGAGCAGGUGGCCGAGCAGGUGGCCGGGAGGGCGGCAGGGCAGGAGCCAGGGGAGGUCGUAGGGGUAGGGGAGGUCGUCGGGGUAGGGGACAGUAGGGGACAUUAGUUGUAUGAGCAUUUUGUUGACAUUACUAUUAUGAUAUUAGGGGACUAUGUAUUUUGCACUACUAUUUCGGAUUAGUAUGAGUUUUAUCUUCACUUUAACGUAUAUUUUUUUUUUAUUUUUCACUUUUACCCUAAACCCUAAUAAUUUGUGAGCUUUAUCUUCACUUUAACAUUUUUUUUUUCUUUUUCACUUUUAUAAUCAACCCUAAUAAUUUUAAAAAUCAAUAACUUUUAUAACCAACCCUAAUAAUCGACCCUUGUAAUGGAAACCAAAACCUGGCACUCAACAACACAAACCAUUGUAAUGAAGUUUAAUCUUCAAGAUAUAAUCCGAAACUUCAACCUUCGGAUCAGUAUGAAACUUCAACUUCCGGAUUAGUAUGAAACUUCAACUUCCGGACACCUCUGACAGAUUCUACCACCUUUUUCAGCACCAUUACUCCAUAGCUUCACCUACCUCACCACCAUUAUGGCCUGCAUAAACUCCUCAACCACCAAACCACCCCCCAUUACAUUUCACUUCUGAUCACCCUCACUCCCUCACUUCCUCUUUUCUUACUACCCCUCAACCCCCCACCACCAUCAUUGCACCACCAACAACAACCUUCAUGCACCACCAACAACAACCUUCAUCAACCAGCACCACCUUGGUAUGUAUCAUUGCACCCAUUAUAAUUUGCCAAUAAUAUACGUUUGUGUAUAUUUUCUACCAUUUAAAUUUCUCUUCAUUUUUUGCCACCACCAUCACUUCAACUUUUCUGCCCCGACAUAAAUCCGAAUGUUCAAGUCUCGGAUUAGUACGAAAGUUAUAGUCUCGGA